AUGGCUAGAUUUUUCAAAUACUUGGCUUUUUUCCUCGUCCUGAUCAGCCAGAUCGCCAAUAUCACCGUCGAAGCGGGAAAAAAGUACAAAAAAUCGAAAAAAGCGGAGCCCGAACCUGAACCAGAGCUAGAACAAGAGAUGGAGCAAGAAAUGGAGAUGGAGAAUGAGUUCGAGAAUGAGUUUGAAAACGAAUUCGAAGAGGGACAAGAGCAAGAGCCUCAAAUUGUUCCCGAUGCCGGAGUUCCAAUGGGCCAGGCGCAGAAUGAGUUGGUGUCGUUUGCACUUUUAGUGGCUGGCACAUGGAUUGCUAUUUCAGUCACCCGGCGGGUUACACGAUCAAUUUCUAGCGUCGCUAAUUUGGAGGUUUUGGGUCUUAUCGCUGCUAUUGCCAUGUCCUACUACUGUUACAAUGGAAACCAGGCGCUUUUCGGCACCAUGAACACGAGUUUUGGAAAGCUCUGGACCUCCGCCACCGCCGCCGAAUUCGGAGCAAACGCAGGAGAACUCGUCAAAAAUCUGGCUCAACUUCUUCUUCUCGUCUUCAAGGACGGCUUUGCCUACGCUUCUAGUGCCUUCAACUCUGCCAACCUGUCCCUGUCCGGUCCAGCAAAUCCUGCUCAAUGA
Messenger RNA from Oikopleura dioica, 624 nucleotides. NCBI's taxonomy places the organism in Eukaryota, Metazoa, Chordata, Appendicularia, Copelata, Oikopleuridae. The record is from the annotation of a GenBank genome assembly.